This is a messenger RNA of Strongyloides ratti, 513 nucleotides long. RefSeq lists its product as hypothetical. The coding region runs from base 1 to 513 and encodes 170 amino acids. NCBI's taxonomy places the organism in Eukaryota, Metazoa, Nematoda, Chromadorea, Rhabditida, Strongyloididae. The transcript has 2 exons. The record is from RefSeq and is a predicted model, not a curated record.
AUGAAUUUUUCGUUAACUUCAUUGGGUAUUGUAAUUAUUGGAGCAGCCACAGCAACAAUCUUAUUUGAUACUUAUGACUCUUUAGGAUUACGUGGAAAUAUAUUAACAUUAUUUUCAGGAAAUAAAGAGACCAGUUAUGAAAAUUUGGAUGCUUAUAAUUUGGAUGAAACUGGUUUUAUACCAACAAUUUUUAUAUUAUAUGCUCAUGGAAAAUUUUGCUACAAAUUUUAUCAUACACAUUCUGAAAAAUGUGUUACAAAUGAUAGAUUAAUGUCAACACCUGUCAGAGAAAUUAAUAAAUUAAGAAGAGAAUUAAAUAAAUUAGAAAAUCAUAAUUUAAUAUUUAAAGAAAAAAAUGUUAAUAAAGGAAAUAAAGAUGAAUCAAAAAAAAGAUAUAAUAAUGAGGAAAAUUUAAAAAGUAGUAAAAAAAAUAAUAAAGAUACAGAUCAACUUUAUAUAGACUUAACACAGAUAGAUGAAGAUUUAAAGAAAACAAAAAAAAAGUUAACAUAA